Messenger RNA from Guillardia theta CCMP2712, 1293 nucleotides. RefSeq lists its product as hypothetical. The transcript has 20 exons. NCBI's taxonomy places the organism in Eukaryota, Cryptophyceae, Pyrenomonadales, Geminigeraceae. Bases 1 to 1293 code for a protein of 430 amino acids. The record is from RefSeq and is a predicted model, not a curated record.
AUGAACAUCUACAAGACAAAGCGUGACAGCGAUCCGCUGAGGAGGAGGCCCAAAAGUGCUUCUCUACACGCCUCCGGAGGCGAGCACAAGAGCCUGCGGCCGAUCUCUGCCGGCGCGAGGAUCUGGAGCGGAGGAUGGGUGUUUUCCCGGCAUCGAUGCUUGUUCGGGGAUAUGCAGGUGAAGACUCCACGGGAGGUGGACGAGGCUGCGCUGAAGGCCAGGGAGAAGCCGCGGGCACCUGGGAUCCCGGCGGACAAAAAGUCUGUGCGACCAAGACCUUGGCUGAGGCCGCAGACUGCGCCUUUGGGAGGGAAAUCGUUGGAGGGUGAUCAGCCAAGAAGGGCCGCGAGUGCAACGAAACGAGUCAGUUACGCCUUCAGCGACCCGGACAAGAGCUCGCAAGAGCAGAAAACCUUGACGGUAGAAGUUGAAGACGCGACAGACCUCUCCCUCUCCCUCAACGGCAAGACUACAAGGGAGGACCUUGACAUCGCUCCAGAUGUAGUGGAGACUGUGGAGACAACAAAGUCGAAUGUCAUAUCCUUCGACGACCUUGAGACCAAGAGCAAGCAGCCAUCGUUGCUCAUGAAGAAAAGUUUCACGCUCAACGACCUCGUUCGCAAGACGAGGAAUGUAAUGUCCGCCAGGAAGCUGAUCUCCGACAAGCCUCAGUCUACAUCCCCGCGAGAUCAUUACGGUGAAGAAGCUCCGCACGCGUGGUACUGUAAGAUAUGCGGUCAAAACGGCUCCAAGGUGAAAUGGUGCGUGUGGGAGGCGAGUAUUCCUCAUCGUCAUAGUCAGACAUCUUAUGACAAUAUCUUCGUCGGCGGGCAGUUGAGCUACGGGAAGACGCCACGAGCGAUCCGACGAUAUGAGCAAAUGGAGCUGAACAAGUCACCGUGGAAGCUUCCAGUGGAUGAGAGCUCGCUACUCGAUACGCCGAAUGUGAACAAGGAGACUGUUUCGCUGGUGAACGCGCACAUGAGAGUUAUGCACAACAAUGUGGUGUCGACCAAGACCAUGAAAGGGAAGUUUCUUGAAGAAGGAGAUCUCGACGGAGCUCCGCAGGAGAAAGACGAGGAGAAGAAGGAUGAUAUAGUGGAGCUGGAAUCGUCUCAAUCAGAGUGGGACAACAUAGUCAGGACGCCGUCAGUCGCGACAGACAUUCUGGGCGACACAACUGACCUCAAGGACUUCUCGAGAAGCUCAGUGACUGUCAUUGCGCGUGUGACAACUGUCAUGAAGAGAUUGAGGGUCAAGUUCUUGUGGUGUCUUGUUUGUUGUUUGACAUGA